GAAGAAAUUUAAAGAUAGGGCAAAGGAAACGUGACUAGUGGUUGAAAAAUCUUCCAUGAUAUGCCUUUCUUAAUUACCUCCAUUUUUAUCAUUAUUAAUUUCGUGCUACUGCUAUAACAAUAACAUUGGUUGAUGAUGAUAAUUAUAAAAUUAAAACUAUACCAUCUAAAAUCAGUUUUCGUUCAUCACCAUCAUCACCCCUUUGCCAUGCACCACAUCAUCAUAAUUAAGUUCACAAUCCUUAAACCAUCAAUCUAUGUUGUAAAUAUGUAGACAUCCUCAAGGAAAAUGGUGUCCUAACCCCACAAAAAGGUCCCCACCCUCCUAAUUCACCACGUCAAAGGCUUCACCCCUUUUUAUUCUUUUCUUAGCCAACGGAGCUAAUCAAACACCAAAACCAACCCACAAUCUGAGUCCUCAUCAGAGACACACACCCCACAAGCGCCGAGGUCGCCAACUCUUUAUUACUCCUCAACAUCUACCACCACCCUCAGCAGGAGGAGGAAAUGGUGCUUUCUUACAAAGAAUGCCUCAAAAACCAUGCAGCUAGCUUGGGUGGACAUGCCCUGGAUGGUUGUGGAGAGUUCAUGCCUACCCCUUCUGCUACCCCAACUGACCCUGCCUCCUUCAAGUGUGCUGCCUGUGGUUGCCACCGCAACUUCCACCGCCGUGACCCUUAUGAUGGCCCUGCUUUCAUCCACCGCCUCCCUCCCCCACCUAAUCCUAGCUCAAGUCCAAGCCCGACUCAUAGCCCAGGUCCAAGCCGUACCCCACCUUCACCUGUGCCAUUCUCUUACUACUCUUCUGCACCGCACAUGCUGCUGGCCUUGAGCACUGCCUACUCAGGGCCAAUGGAUGAGUACCAUUAUCACCUCAGCAACUCCAAUCCUUCGGUGUCAAGGAUAAACAACAACAACCCAAGUGGGAGAAAGAGGUCAAGAACAAAGUUCACUAAGGAACAGAAAGAAAAGAUGCAUGCUUUCGCUGAAAGGCUUGGUUGGAGAAUGCCAAAGGGUGAAGAAAAUUUGAUACAAGAGUUUUGCUAUGAAGUUGGGGUUAAUAGAGGAGUUCUCAAGGUUUGGAUGCACAACAACAAGAACACUUUUAGCAAGAAAGAGCUAUUAUCAGUUGGAAAUCUCAAUCUUCACGACAGCCAUGACAACAACAACAAUAUUGAAGAUAAUGGAAAUGCUCUUGAUUCCAAUAGUCACAUGCACAACAAUGAGGAUAGUAUUCAGCUUCAUAUUUCUACUAAUAAUGGGUCUUCUACAUCUUAAUUUAGAAAAGACAAGAAAAAAAAAAAACUACUGAAUUUGAAAGAAAGCAGCAGACAUAGAUGGUGUUUUUGCUGCUCUUUUACAUUUGGGCCUUAACUUUUUUUAUUUUUUCAUUUUGGUGAUUAGUAAUCUAAUUACUGGUGAUGGCAGAUGAAAGAAGGAGAGAACAGAGGAUAUGACUUGUGAGGAUAACAAUUAAAGAGAAUUAUUUUGUCAUUGUUAAUUCUAUCUGUUAAUUGAUAUUUAGACGUAUUAUAACAUAAA
Molecule: messenger RNA, 1541 nt
Organism: Gossypium arboreum
Lineage: Eukaryota; Viridiplantae; Streptophyta; Magnoliopsida; Malvales; Malvaceae
Product: zinc-finger homeodomain protein 11-like
Exons: 1
Coding region: 507-1277 (256 amino acids)
Biological process (GO): regulation of developmental process; regulation of DNA-templated transcription
Cellular component (GO): nucleus
Molecular function (GO): DNA-binding transcription factor activity; transcription cis-regulatory region binding
Source: RefSeq, a predicted model, not a curated record